Molecule: messenger RNA, 1874 nt
Organism: Malania oleifera
Lineage: Eukaryota; Viridiplantae; Streptophyta; Magnoliopsida; Santalales; Ximeniaceae
Exons: 10
Coding region: 156-1277 (373 amino acids)
Biological process (GO): DNA-templated transcription
Cellular component (GO): RNA polymerase III complex; RNA polymerase I complex
Molecular function (GO): DNA binding; protein dimerization activity
Source: RefSeq, a predicted model, not a curated record
CGUGUGAAUUAGCAAAGAAAAAUAAAUAAACAAAUAAAGGAAGAGGGAAACGUUUCUCAGCUAAAACCCUACACCAGGCGGGAAGAACAAUAAACCCUACCUUCGUUUUCUGUCUGCGUGCAUCUUUGCUGCUGGGAAUUAUCCUGAGUAGCCAAAUGCAUAAAAAGGUUUCAGCUUUGGACAUGCCUGAUGUGCCGAAAGGCCAGCUUCCUCCACAUCUCGAGCUUCAGAGGACUCGCGUUCUCUGUAAUGCUGAUGCUCCUGUGCACACAGAGACCAUACAAUACUCAGGAGCAUAUGCGUCAAUGGGAAUUGAUAACAGUGUACAGUUGGACCAAUUUUGCAAGAAUUUUAGAGUUGAAGUGAUUCGGCUUACAGAGGAUGACAUGGAGUUUGACAUGAUUGGUAUCGAUCCUUCCCUUGCUAAUGCAUUUCGAAGAAUCCUUAUAGCAGAGGUUCCAACUAUGGCUAUUGAAAAGGUUCUCAUAGCAAACAAUACAUCAGUCAUCCAGGAUGAAGUGCUUGCUCACAGGUUGGGUCUUAUUCCAAUCAGGGUAGACCCAAGAUUGUUUGAUUACAUGUCAGAAAAUGAUACACCUAAUGAAAAGAACACCAUUGUUUUCAAACUCCAUGUUAGUUGUGAACGACGUGGUCCUCGUCUCAGUGUAAAAUCAGAUAAACUGGAGUGGUUACCUAUUGGAAGUGAGUUUCCGUUGGCCGUUGAAAAUCCAACUUCAAGUUCAACCUCAAGACCAAAAACCUAUACUUCAUUCCGCUGCCGCCAAGACUCCCUGCCAGAAUUUGCCAACAAUCCUAUUUGUCCUAAGAAUCCUGAUAUUAUUAUUGCUAAACUUGGCCCAGGCCAGGAAAUUGAGCUAGAAGCCCUUGCUGUUAAAGGUUUGGGUAAAACACAUGCGAAAUGGUCCCCAGUGGCCACUGCUUGGUAUAGGAUGCUUCCUGAGGUUGUCUUAUUGCAAGAAGUUGAAGAUGAGAAGGCUGAAGAACUAAAAGAGAAAUGUCCAGUCAAUGUAUUUGACAUUGAAGAUAUUGGCAGGGGUAAGAAGAGGGCAACUGUAGCAAGACCACGUGCUUGCACACUCUGUAGGGAAUGCAUCAGAGGGGAUGAAUGGAAAGAUUAUGUGGCAUUACGACGUGUUAAAGAUCAUUUCAUAUUUACCAUCGAAUCAACUGGAGCAUUACCUCCUGAAGUGCUGUUCACUGAAGCUGUGAAGAUCUUGGAAGACAAGUGCGAACGCGUCAUUACUGAACUCUCUUGAUGCUUUGAUCUUUGUGAAGAUAAUGCUGGACUCUUGAAGGAGAUGCAGGGGCCAAAGCUGUAAAGAAAGGGGUUUAUUGUUUUAUAUGUGACUGUUCUCUGUUUCCCCUCAUGUCAGACUCUGACUUAUUUUUUCUUCACUAGUUUCAGGAUGUGGAAGAUCUUCCUAGUUAGGUCAGCUACAAUGGGGGCUAAACCUUUGUGGUAUUUAAAGAUGCAGUCAGAUCUUAUAUUAAAUUUGAUUUUUGACCAAAAAACAUGUUGCUGAUUUUUGCCCAGGUUGCACUGUUCAAAUAUACCUUGAAAAUCGUAAAUAGAAUCUUGCGGUUCCUGGGGUUGCAAAUGAGCUACUGAGCAUUUGGUUGUUCCCGGCUUAAACUGGGUUGGGCCUGAGCGGAGCUUGGGGACGAAGAUGCACUCUUAAGUUGUUUAAGCUUAGUUUCAUUUAUACUUACUGCUCAAGCUUGUUAUUUAGUUUAAUUCAACAUGCACUUUUGUGUCAAAUUCUGGGAAUUUAACAUUAGCUAACGCUACUUAACAAUCAUAGUUAGACAUUUUUGUUAAAAAUUUUGAAAUAAUAUCGGUUAAUGCUUAUAAA